CGCAGGCGCAUCAAUGCGGCUUGUGCCGUGUUAACCGCAGCUCCGACGUCAGUAGCCAUGGAGACGUGGUCCCGGACGGUCGUACUGCUGCUGUUGACCACAGUGGUUACCUGCUCACCACUCAUAAACGAUCUACCACCCGGACAAGAAUGGCCUGCAAAUAAUUCGGUAAAACAACCAUUUGAUGAUGACCCCGAAACGACAACAUUAUUAAUUUUAACAGAGAAGGAAUCGUCUACUCCUAUUGGGGAGCCUUUACCUUUAGAAGUCGACAGUCCUGAUGAAGCUGGUAUUGAUGCUUCAUUGCCUGUACUAAGAAGUACAGGACCUGAAAGUAGAGUAGACUACACAGGUGCACAAGUUUGGAAGGUUUCCACACAGAAUAUUAAUGUUAGGGGCGUUAUUUAUCGAUUGAGAAGACGAAACUUAAUUUCCACGUGGGGUGGGAAUCAAUCUUCGAUUGACAUACUCGUAAAAUCAAAUGCAGUGAAUAAUGUAACGAGGGUUUUCAAACGUGAGAGAAUACCGAUUGAAGUGGUAAUCGAGGAUUUACAACAAAGAAUCAACGAGGAAAACCCUGAGCUCGAUCCAAAUGAAGUGGAACUUCAAAACCGUAGAGGUCACCGUAUGACAUGGAAGCAAUAUCACCGAGUGGAAGACAUUCACGGCUUUAUGGAUUACUUGGCUAAAACAUAUCCCAAAAUUGUCAGCGUUAACACUAUUGGAAAAUCUUAUGAAGGGCGGGAUCUGAAGAUUUUAAGGAUAUCAAAUGGCGAACCAACAAAUAAGGCUAUAUUCAUUGACGGGGGAAUCCACGCCAGGGAAUGGAUCAGUCCCGCGACUGUCACGUAUUUUAUUAACCAAUUCGCUGAAAACUUCGACGUAGAGACUGAUGAUAUCAAAAAUAUUGAUUGGUAUUUCUUGCCUGUUGUAAAUCCUGAUGGUUAUGAAUACACUCAUCAAUCUGACCGUCUUUGGAGAAAGAACAAGAAGCCUAGCAGGACUACUGGACGUACUUGUAUAGGAACAGAUCUAAACAGGAAUUUCGGGUAUCGAUGGGGAGGCAAAGGUUCAUCCGGCAACCCAUGCAGUGACAUCUAUCGUGGCAGUAGCGCUUUCUCUGAACCGGAGUCGAAAGCUCUAUCGGACUUCAUCAAGAGCAGUUCGGCGAACUUUACGGCGUACAUAACAUAUCAUAGCUAUGGCCAGUACCUUCUUUAUCCUUGGGGAUACGACAACGCAGUCCCUCCAGACUAUAAGGACUUGGAUGAAGUCGGUAACAGGAUGGCAUCGGCUAUAAGACAAACCCGAGGCUCAUCCUACCAAGUGGGCUCUUCAAGUGGACUACUUUACCCGGCUUCUGGAGGUUCUGACGAUUGGGCAAAGGGUCAAGGGAUCAAAUAUUCUUUCACCAUAGAACUAAGUGACACUGGUCGCUACGGUUUUGUUCUACCCACAUCUUUUAUUGAGCCAGUAGCAAGAGAAUCAUUGAAUGGACUGCGUGUAUUAGCUUCACAAGUAGCUAAACUAUAAUUUACUUUAGAAUAAGCAGCAUUUAAUAGUUUGUAAGAGAUAUUUAUUAAUUUUAAAAACAUUUACAAUAAAUAGUACUGUAUUUACUGAUAAUUUUAAGAGUUGUACAAUUAAACUGAUUGAAAUAUU
Molecule: messenger RNA, 1662 nt
Organism: Papilio polytes (common Mormon)
Lineage: Eukaryota; Metazoa; Arthropoda; Insecta; Lepidoptera; Papilionidae
Gene: Mf-cpa
Product: carboxypeptidase B-like
Exons: 9
Coding region: 58-1533 (491 amino acids)
Biological process (GO): proteolysis
Molecular function (GO): metallocarboxypeptidase activity; zinc ion binding
Source: RefSeq, a predicted model, not a curated record